Corticium candelabrum is the source of this 818-nucleotide messenger RNA. RefSeq lists its product as uncharacterized. The transcript has a single exon. The record is from RefSeq and is a predicted model, not a curated record. Bases 63 to 809 code for a protein of 248 amino acids. Lineage: Eukaryota; Metazoa; Porifera; Homoscleromorpha; Homosclerophorida; Plakinidae.
UGGUUGAUGGCACAUUAUUGCCAUGGAUACCGUAUUCUCUUAGUCCCCUCACUGCCAUCAUCAUGGACGCCAUGCGUUGGAGUAAAAGAAAGAAACAACUAGAAAGGGUUGAAGCUAUGAAUGAGAAAAGGCUGAAGCUUAGACCAUCUGAAGAGGAGGGGGCCCCUUCGGAACCAGCAUGUACGGCAGAGGCAGACGCUGAAACACUAGACGGGGACAGCGAUUCGGUGCAGUCUUUUAGCGAUGAUGAUGUUUGGAGUUGUCUGGAUGAAUGGGUAAGAGCUUUGGGAAUCGUAGAUCUAAAGAUGCUGUCGUUGUUGCUUUUCGAGUUUCACCGUAGGGAAACAUCGCAGACCGUCAAAAGGGCCGCAGAUGUUGUGUCGCAGAUAGUACACAAAAAUGAGGGCACCAUCAGAGAUUGGCGGAACAACUUUAGACAUGUUAAAAUAAUGUUUCAGUCGCGUCUUGUAUUAUGUAAACUAGAUCACGUGACCAAUUGUAUAUUUUUAUUAUCAUGCCUAUCUUUGAGUGUCAUUCACACUGCAUCUAGAGAAAAAUUAAAAAAUGUGCUUCUGUGGAUAUUUAACCCUGUUUGUCUAAUAGCGUUUGGUACACUUCUGAAUUCGAAUAGCGCGUGCAUGAAAAACGAUAGGGCGCGAAGUGAGACCCUUAGUGGGGCCCCUCUUGCGGUUAAACUCAGAAUUAAUAAACAAUCUCGAAAAUCCAUUUCUGCAGUUUUGUUGCACAUCAUGGUGACAAUCUUUCAUCGAGUUCUCAAUCAUCUACGGCAAUAUUCCUAUUUUUCGUAGGACAAUACG